CAACAAUUACAAAAUCAAAUCAUAUUAUAAAAUCUAAAUUGUAAAAUGUAAAUUAAGCACAUGAAUUAUGAAAUAAAUUUAAAUGGAAGCCUCAGAAAAAAGACCACAAUUUGGAAAUAGAUUGCUGGAAAAUGUGGACGAAGUCUUCAAACAUAACGCUUGGGACAAUGUUGAAUGGGAUGCAGAGCAAGAAAAGGCAGCUGCAGAUAAAGUCCAACAGAAUUCUGUAGUUACAUUCUCAGAGGAGUGCUUGAAGGAUUUAGAAGAAAAUGCUGACAAGCAUUGGGAUGCAUUUUAUAAUAUUCAUCAGAACAGAUUUUUCAAAGAUCGCCACUGGCUUUUCACGGAGUUUCCUGAACUGGCCCCUGACAAUAACUCUGCACCUGUAAGAGUAUUUCCUCAAAGUGACCUACAAAAUAAUGAAGUUAAUGAAGAAAAUAGUACAAAUGCAGAUAUCUGUCAUAGUGAACCAAGUAAUCAAUUAUGUAAUGAAAAAAAUGAUGGACAGAGUACACAUAAAGAUAGUAAACAAAGUAAUACAAAACGCCUAAUCUUUGAAAUUGGUUGUGGUGUAGGCAACACAAUUUUCCCAAUAUUACAAUACAGUCAAGAUCCUAACUUAUUCAUCUACGGUUGUGAUUUCUCAUCAACAGCAAUAGAAAUUAUGAAACAAAAUGAGUUGUAUGAUACCAAAAGAUGUGAAGUCUUUGUUUUGGAUGCAACUUGUAAUGAAUGGAUAGUUCCGUUCAAAGAGAAUUCAUUGGAUGUAAUUGUUCUUAUUUUUGUUUUAUCAGCUAUAGACCCAGCAAAGAUGUCAACUGUCAUAAACCACAUUAAUACAUAUUUGAAGCCUGGAGGUUUAGUUGUAUUCCGAGACUACGGGAGAUAUGACUUAGCCCAGCUAAGAUUCAAGAAGGGCCGUUGCAUAUCAGAAAGCUUUUACGCGCGUGGAGAUAACACAAUGGUGUACUUUUUCACACAGGAAGAAAUUUCGAAGCUCUUCAAAGAUGCUGGAUUUAUUGAAGAACAAAACUUAAUUGAUAGAAGACUUCAAGUAAAUAGAGGCAAAAUGUUAACCAUGUAUCGAGUGUGGAUACAAGCGAAAUAUCGAAAACCGUUAUAACAUUGGGUAUUUAUUUCAUAUACUAUUUUAUACAUAAUUAUAACUAUAAGACAUAAUAUUAUGAUUUUUGAAAGGAUUAAAUUGCAUUUUAUAAUUUAUAGAAGUA
This is a messenger RNA of Maniola jurtina (meadow brown), 1229 nucleotides long. RefSeq names its product tRNA N(3)-methylcytidine methyltransferase METTL2 (gene Mettl2). Lineage: Eukaryota; Metazoa; Arthropoda; Insecta; Lepidoptera; Nymphalidae. The transcript has 4 exons. Gene Ontology annotation, molecular function: tRNA (cytidine-N3)-methyltransferase activity. Bases 83 to 1123 code for a protein of 346 amino acids. The record is from RefSeq and is a predicted model, not a curated record.